Panicum virgatum (switchgrass) is the source of this 1998-nucleotide messenger RNA. Its product is annotated as protein FREE1-like. The transcript has 10 exons. Gene Ontology annotation, biological process: multivesicular body assembly; intralumenal vesicle formation. Gene Ontology annotation, cellular component: late endosome membrane; ESCRT I complex. NCBI's taxonomy places the organism in Eukaryota, Viridiplantae, Streptophyta, Magnoliopsida, Poales, Poaceae. The record is from RefSeq and is a predicted model, not a curated record. Bases 140 to 1654 code for a protein of 504 amino acids. Gene Ontology annotation, molecular function: ubiquitin binding; metal ion binding.
CCGGUCGUCGCUGCCUCGCUGGCCGUUCGCUCGUCGCCUCCUCCUCCCUCCUCCCCUUCCCACGCCUCCUCUGACCUCGCCUCCGGCGCCUCGCCCGCUCCCCGAUCCGAGCCCUAGCCCUAGCUUCCUCUCGCCGGCGAUGCACCCCUCCGGCGCGGGGGAUUACGCCCCCUACUACCCCCCUUACCCCUCCUCCGCAGCGCCGCCCCCGGCCACCUACCCGUUGGUGCCGGCCCCGGCUUCCGCUCCCCCGUACUCGCCGUAUCCCACCGACUUCGCCCCCGCGCCGUCGUACCCCGCCUACCCGCCGGCCCAGCCCGUCGACCUCCCCCACUACGCGCCUCCGGCCGCCGCGCCGCCGCCCCCGCAGCCGUACUACCCCUACGAGCCGCCGCCACCGCUCCCUCCGUCCCCGCACAACCCGGUGCCGUCGCCGUACCCGUCGCUGGAUCGGGCGGGGAGCUACGGCUACGGAUCGGGCUCCGGCUCCGGGUACGGCCAGGAGCUGUACCCGCCCCAGCCGGCUGGCGGGGGCGGGUGGUCCGAUGAUGGGGUCUACGCGUACGACGGCGGCGACGCGCCGGAGCCAUACGGGGCCAGGGGGACCGCGCCGAGGUCGGGGUCGGGAUCGGGAUCCGCGCUGUUUGAUGACUACGGGAGGUCGAUUGGUGCCGCGACGGAUAGGGGUGGGCGUGGGGGUAGUGCGGUGAGCCCCAAGGUGGUGAGGGCCGUGCCCAAGGCGGAGACGACGGAGGACGUCAGGGGUGGGGUGCAGAAGUUCAGGGUUAAGCUGCUGCCGGAGGGGGCUGGGAGCCCGAUGGAUGUACUCUGCCAGGUUGGUUUGGAUGGAAUCCGGAUGCUUGAUCCCAACACUAGUAGGACUUUAAGAAUAUAUCCCCUUGAAACUGUAACUAGAUGGGAUGUAUUAGAUUCUUCUAUCUUUGCUUUUUGGUCCAAGAGUUCAGUGGAUGUUGAAGCAAAAAGGAUAAGGCUGAAGUCAAACAGCUACACAUCCAACACCAUUCUAGACACUGUAACAGCUGCCACUGUGCAGUUCAAGGAGAUGGGUGGGAGCAGUAUUUCAAGAAGUAGAGCAAUUGCUGAUGCAGCCAAGCCCGCUGAGCUGCAAAAUGAAAGGAGGAGAAUUUUCCCUGAUUUGAGGAAUUUAAUGAAGCCUAUGAAUGAGGAGAAAGAUCAUUGGGUCCCAGAUGAAGCUGUCACCAAGUGCACAGCAUGUGCAGCAGAUUUCAGUGCUUUCAACCGCAGGCAUCACUGUCGAAACUGUGGUGAUAUUUUCUGUGACAAGUGCACCCAGGGAAGGACUCCUCUAACUACGGAUGCUGAUGCUCAACCAGUCCGAGUUUGUGACAGAUGCAUGGCUGAAGUAACACAAAGACUUGCCAAUGCAAGGGAAGCGGCAAAUCGACCAAUUGUUCACAGCCAUGAGGAUCUUGCCAAAAAACUUCAGGAAGCCAUGGAUAUAAAUAAAAGGUCAUCUUCAGGGACAAGGUCAUCAGAUGUUUCUGGCAAGCGAAUGCGGGAAGUUGCGUGCCCUAUCUGCACGGUCCAUCUUCAGGUCCAAGUUCCAACUUCUGGUUCAGAGACAAUUGAAUGUGGCGUAUGUCAGCAUCCUUUCCUCGUCAGUGCCCGUUGAGGCAGCUGACACGCAGGGGUGUCUUCUCGGGUUCACGAACGGAAGUCCGCCCUGUUCGAUCGAGCUUGCUGCUUAAGUCAGACGAUCCACCAUGUCUGCAUGGAGUCCUUUGCGGCAUUCUGUAUAUGAAUUUAUGAAAUCCUGUGCAAAUUUAGUACAGUUAUGUUGUGGAGUAAGCAAGGGUGAAUAAGAGUUCCACUUUGCUGCAGUUACUUGAGAAAUCUGUGUAGCGUCAACUGGUAUGCCAUUUGAUGAGAGAUUUUCUCGCCACACGCCAUUGAUCGAAUGUGAUUUGGUACCGGGUUACGUGCGGUUUGCCUUUCACAAUACAUUCACUUUUCUUA